Messenger RNA from Dioscorea cayenensis subsp. rotundata (Guinea yam), 1861 nucleotides. RefSeq names its product poly(ADP-ribose) glycohydrolase 1-like. Gene Ontology annotation, biological process: regulation of DNA repair; ATP generation from poly-ADP-D-ribose; carbohydrate metabolic process. The coding region runs from base 20 to 1657 and encodes 545 amino acids. NCBI's taxonomy places the organism in Eukaryota, Viridiplantae, Streptophyta, Magnoliopsida, Dioscoreales, Dioscoreaceae. Gene Ontology annotation, molecular function: poly(ADP-ribose) glycohydrolase activity. Gene Ontology annotation, cellular component: nucleus; cytoplasm. The record is from RefSeq and is a predicted model, not a curated record. The transcript is spliced from 11 exons.
AAGCUUUUGGAGGAAGAGGAUGGAGGGAAGGAAGGAUUUGGGUUCGAUCCUGCCGUUCAUUCCGUUGAUCCAACGGUCGUCGGCACUCUUGUGGCCUUCUCCGGCGGAGGAGGCCCUCAAGGCACUCUCCCUCGGCCCUGACCUCAGCCGCGUGGACUCCGGCGAGGUCUUCUUCGACGCCAUUCUCGAUCUCAGGGACGCCCUUGGCCUCUCCCAUGAUGUCUUGGCUUCUAAGGCCGCUAAUGGUUAUGCUCUCUUCUUCGAUAAGCUGAUGUCUAGGAUGGAUUCCAGGAUGUGGUUUGGUGAGGUUGUUCCGGGGCUAGCUAGACUGUUGUUGUGUUUGCCUUCUCUUCUAGAAACCCACUAUCAGGAUUUGGUUGAAAAGUUUGAAGAACAAGCUGGGCUUCGCAUAAUGGGUCAGCAAGAAUCCGGCAUUGUUUUUCUCAGUCAGGAGUUAAUUGCAGCUCUGCUCACCUGUUCACUGUUCUGUUUGUUUCCUAUGCGUGUUAGGCAUGGCAAAGAUCUUCCAUCACCCAUCAACUUUGAUUAUCUCUUUGCAGCUCUUCAUGCCAAUACAAAACAGAGCCAGGAACAGAAAAUAAGGUGCCUUAUUCACUAUUUUGAGAGGGUAUGCUUGCGCAUGCCCACAGGUUACGUUUCCUUUGAGCGAAAAGUUCUUUCUGUGGAGCCUAGAUCUGACUGCGUAACAUAUCCAAAGGAUGAUUUUUGGAGGAAUUCUUCUGUUCCGCUCUGCUCUUUUGAGGUCUUUCCUGAGGGGUUUAUUGAAGAUCAAAACCAUGAAGCUCUGGAGGUAGAUUUUGCUAAUGAAUUUUUAGGAGGGGGGGCUUUGGUUUGGGGUUGUGUGCAGGAAGAGAUCAGAUUCAUGAUCAAUCCAGAAUUAAUUGCUGGCAUGCUUUUCAUGGCUUCCAUGGAAGGGAAUGAGGCUAUCGAAAUUGUCGGUGCAGAAAGGUUUUCAUCUUAUAUAGGAUAUGGUUCUUCAUUUCGUUUUGUGGGUGAUUUCCUGGAUCAGAAGCCUUCUGAUUUAAUGGGCAGGAGAAAGACCAGGAUUGUUGCAAUAGAUGCUUUGGACCGUCCAAGAUUCAGACAAUAUACAGUUGAGGGCCUUCUUCGGGAGACCAACAAAGCCUUUUGUGGAUUUUCUGAUCAAUCAAAUUAUCAAUGCUAUCAUAAGAUUUUUCAAGGGAUUGGUUCUCCCAAAAACCUUUCACACCAGUACAACAGAGAAGUUCACAACCAGCCUCCCAACAUUGUUAUAGUCGGUAAUAGCACAUCUACUCAGCCUGAAGAAACCGAUUGCACAAAUAAUAUAGUUUAUGAAUAUCUAGACAUUGGCAUUGCGACCGGGAAUUGGGGUUGUGGAGCUUUCGGUGGAGAUCCUGAGAUCAAAAGUAUAGUCCAGUGGCUUGCAGCAUCACAGGCUUUGCGACCGUUCAUUCAUUACUAUACCUUCGGAGACGCGGCUUUGCAAAGAUUAGAACAGGUUACCAGAUGGAUAUUGUUGCAUGGAUGGACAGUGGGAGAUUUAUGGAGCAUUUUGAUGGAGUACUCAGCUCAAAGAUUAAACAGAGAAAUUAACAUUGGGUUCUUUAGCUGGCUUCUGCCUCGGCUCAAUCACAGUAUUGAAGAUUCUUCUUAAAUGUCUGAAUAACUACUUCUAUUUGUGUAUUUUCUCAAAGAUAAAUAAACAAUUAUUCUAAUUUAUGUGAAUAAUAGUUUGAAAAAUAAAAUAGUGAUGAGUUGAAAAGGAUAUAUAUAGACAAAAUGUAAUAAACACGUAUUAAAGAUGUGUACAGGUAUAGAGCAGGGUCAUAAGCACUUGUGAUCUCAAGUCUUUGUUUUA